GAGGAAAGCAGCCAGCGAUGGAGGGGAUAAAGCAGCUGAAAAUCGAAGUACUCGAGCAGCCGCCUUCGGCGGCGGAGUUCGCAUCGAUAAUUGAAUCGAGGAACGUCCCGGCGGUGUUCACUGGCUGCGUUAAGAACUGGAGAGCUUUCGGAAAAUGGGAUCCUGCUAAUGGAGGCCUCGACUACCUGCAGGAGCGAGUAGGAUCAGCAAAUGUGGAGGCUAUGUUGUCUAGAUCAGCACCUGUCUUUUACGGCGAUCUUAGAAGCCAUGAGAGGGUUCCUGUACCCUUUUCGACCUUCAUUGACUUCUGCAAACCACGUGCACAAAACACUGAUGAUGCACGACAUACUGCCUCUAUUCCUCUACAAGGGGAUGAGCUUCCAGUCUCUAAUGCAAACCAGGAACGUGUACUUUCAGAGAGUAUGUCUCACCAAGUAUACUUAGCACAGGUGUCGAUUAUGAAUUCCGAGGACAAGAACAAGGUUCAACUGGAAGCUCUCAGGGAGGACAUUCAAGUGCCUCCAUUUCUGGAGACGAAAGAAUUGAUGUCUAUCAAUCUGUGGAUGAACAAUUCUGAAGCUAGAUCAAGUACUCACUAUGAUCCACAUCACAAUGUUCUGUGUGUAAUUUCUGGCCGCAAAAAAGUUACUUUAUGGUCUCCUUCUGCAUCUCCUUCUCUAUAUCCAAUGCCUAUAUACGGGGAAGCCUCAAACCACAGUUCUGUUGCUCUGGAAGACCCUGAUUUUUCAUUGUAUCCUAGAGCACAAUACUCAAUGGAUUAUGGUCAGGAGGUUUUUCUUUCCGCAGGUGAUGCUAUCUUCAUUCCUGAAGGCUGGUUUCACCAAGUGGAUAGCGAUAAUUUGACUAUUGCAAUUAACUUUUGGUGGCAGUCCAACAUAAUGUAUAGCAUGUUAGAACACAUGGAUGCAUACUAUUUGCGCAGAAUACUGAGAAGAUUGACGGAGAAAGAGAUGAACCAAGUUCUAGAUGAGGCUGCACUUAAGGGCACUGGGAAACCGAUAAGAUGCACUUCUGAGCUGCUGGGCGAUGAGAAAGCAGAAUGGAGUCACUUAAAUUUGGAACAGACGGGUCAGAGACAGGAGUUACCACUGAAGGACCAGCAGCAAGAUAUUAAACAAAAUCAGUUGGAACCUUUCGCACUACAGGCCCUUCAUGAACUUGUUUCGUUAGUACAUGACCAUGUCAACCUUGAUCAAAGUCAAGACAACAAAACAGUGACUGCUAACCUGUAUUUCCUAGAGGAUGAUCGGGUUGCUAAAAUAAUUUGGAGUCUUGAUCCACAAACUCUCCAAAAUGUUCUCCUUGCAAUGGUGCAUAGUUUCCCUAGAACCUUGGAGGCUCUAGUACUGCACUUGCUUUCACCAGUGGGAGCUGAAGUGCUUACAAGGAAGUUUGACGAAAUUGAUCAGCAAUCCACAGAAGAACACCGAAACAAAUUCUACCAGAAAUUCUAUAGUGCCUUUGAUGACCAAUUUGGUGCGAUGGAUGCAAUACUUAAUCAGAAAGAAUCAUUUGCCCUCCAGGCAUUCAAGGAAACGUUGGAGAAGUACAUUGGGGUUGUUCCUAAUUCGCUAAAACCGUCGGUUGGAUAAGCCCCGCGGCCAAAGAUGCAGACUGCAAAGGUCAGUGGCGAAUCUGAGGGCCACGUGAUAUCAACACAAAGAAGAGUCAAUGGAGGCAUUACGGUAUCACGAGCUGGCUGGCUGGCUGGCUAGCUUUCUGUCUAAAUCGGUACUUUCAUUUCAUGUGAGUCAUCCACAAAUUUUUUUUUUUUUUUUUUUGGGACAAACAUACAAUGAUUGCCAUCUCUGAAUCGUUGCCUUGCUUUUAUUUUCGUAGCUGUCAGAGAUGCCAUAUUAUCAUACCAUCCAAGUUAUUCGGCUUUGAAAUUUUGUUUGCGCUGUACCGAUUCCUGUGCACAUUUAUGUUUAAUGCGAGAAGAUCUCUUCUUGUAGCUUUGUAGACCCUAAUUAGGAGUUCAUCAUGCUUGCUAAGGCAUAGAAUUCGAACUAUGUACGAGCGAGCAGCAUCAUGAAGCAAUGCAGGAUGGUGCCUUGAAGCUAACCCUUUGUCGAUUAGGUAUGUAUUAAGUAUUAACUUAAGUUUAGUAAAGGAAAGGAGGUGGUGAUAUGAUAUGAUGUAGGAGAUGCAACUUUUCAAAGGUGCAGUUAUGUGGUGGAAGAAGCAGAGGAGAGGAAGAGAAGGAUUCUGUCUCUUUUGGUUUCCUUUAUUCUUGAAUUGAAUUAGGGUGAAGCUGAUACUCAUGAGGCCUGUGGAAAAGAAAAAAAGGGGUAAGGA
Molecule: messenger RNA, 2319 nt
Organism: Linum trigynum
Lineage: Eukaryota; Viridiplantae; Streptophyta; Magnoliopsida; Malpighiales; Linaceae
Source: the annotation of a GenBank genome assembly